Dothidotthia symphoricarpi CBS 119687 is the source of this 830-nucleotide messenger RNA. RefSeq lists its product as uncharacterized. NCBI's taxonomy places the organism in Eukaryota, Fungi, Ascomycota, Dothideomycetes, Pleosporales, Dothidotthiaceae. The transcript is spliced from 2 exons. The record is from RefSeq and is a predicted model, not a curated record. Bases 112 to 657 code for a protein of 181 amino acids.
UCUUUCCUCACGUGGCUCUGUUUGUACGUGCCGAUGUAAACGUUAUAUAACGUAUUCGUUCCGUCUUGCCAUAGAGCUCGUAACCCGAGUCAUUGCGAUAGUAUCAUCACCAUGCUGAUUUCCCGCACCUUUGCCGCCGCGGCGCUGUUGUUCGCCUCAAACACCAUCUCUACCAACAUCACCGUGCCUGCCGCGCCAGCGCUCGAAUACCUUUACACUGCACUUGUCGAUUGCGAGGCUCGAGUGUUCACUAGCCAAACGCCAAAAGGACUACGCACAGCGAUUCCCAUCGUGGGCGGCAACUUCACUGGCCCACGUUUGAACGGCAAGAUUCUCAAUCUUGGUGCCGACUGGGGUACAUCAGAUCCUCAGACGGGGCUCUUUACAGCAGACACGCGAUACAACCUUCAAACAGACGACGGCGCAAACAUUUUCAUCCAAACUACAGGUACAAGACAGCCUGAUGGCAAUCUACACUUGCGAUUGGUGUUUGAAACUGGCGACAAGGACUACUACUGGUUGAACAACAUCGUUGCGGUGGGGAUAUUACACCGCAUUGCCGUUUAUGCCGACGGUAGCUACACCUUGCAGAUCGAUGCUUGGAACCUUGGCAACGAGUGGACUAACACAACUUUUGUUAACGGAACUACAUACUGAAUGCAAAAAAAUAGAAUGGGCGACAUAAGUUGAAUAGUUCAGAGUUGAAAAGAUCUUUGAAAAGAAUAUCUCAUCUCAACGAGGCUUACCAACUAUUAGCAUGGUAUAAACAAAGCUUUGAAGCAACACUCUUCUAAAAUGUGUUUCUCCCUCUGCAUUCAAAGUGGCUCUGC